AUGGCAGAUCAAGAUGGAUGGAACCAGGUACGAAGAAGAAAGAAAUACGGGAGAGAGUUCGACAUAAACGGGAAAGCCGUAACGUUUUACAUUCAGAAUUUCCCCUCAGACUGGAGUGAAGCGGCGCUAUGGCGGAUGUUCAGCAUGUAUGGGGCUGUUGUUGAUGUGUAUAUUGCCAAGAAGCUGAACCGUUCAAACAAGAUCUUUGGAUUUGUUAGAUUCCUACGGAUUCACGACCCUAAAUCAUUCGAGAAGCGACUAAACGAGAUCACCAUUGGAACACAGAAGAUUGAAGUCAAUGUGGCAAGAUUUGAAAGAAAAGAACAUGUGUCUCGUACGAAAAAUCAUCAAGUCAUGAGAGGCCAGCAUGCAGUACAAACAACACAACCACAAUCAUACGUCAAGUCUUUUGCUGAUGCCGUUAGGGGAUCUUUGCCAGGUGCCACUAUGGGAGCUGGGAAAUCAAGUAAGGAGGAUGAAGAAGCGCAUUCAAGGAAAUCAAUAAAGCUGAUAUCCUUCCACGACUCGAAAGAAGCCAUGGAAAAUACUCUAGUGGGGGAAGCUGAAAGCUUCCAAGCUCUCAUGAAUGUGAAAGCUUUCCAGGAGGUGGAGGGAUGCCCGUCGAUCCAGUUAAGAUACUUAGGAGGCCUUAAAAUGCUUCUUGAAUUUGAAAAUAUAGCAGAAAAGGAAAAGUUUUUGAACGAAGGAUGGGAGAUCUGGCAACCUUGGUUCAAAACGAUAUCAGCCUGGGAAGAGGGUAUAAAUUUCAAUGAAAGAAUCGCAUCCCUAAUUAUUCAAGGUGUGCCUCAACAUGCAUGGUGCGAAGAGACCUUUAGUAUCAUUGCAAACUCGUGGGGGUCAGUGGUCAUUCCAGAAGAAUGCAACACAAGCUCUCCUAAUCUGGCAUUCGGAAGGGUCGGGAUACUUACAUCACACCCCAGAAUCAUUAGUUCCUCCAUCAAAAUCUUGGUGGAUGGGAAGCCAUUCCAAAUAAAUAUCUUGGAAGACAUUUUCGAAUCCCUCAAACUCAGUCCGGUGCUUGCUGCCAAUGAUUUCUACCAGAAAAUGUCAUGGUGGGAUGAAGAUAGUAUUGGAGAAAAUGGCAGCUUCAACAGUGAUGCCCCUGCUCUCCACGAGGUUGGCUUAAUGUCACCGGAAGCAUCUCCGGCGAAAGACCAGCAGUCGCAUGAUAGGGAAAAUGAAAAGUCGCAAGCAAAUAUUCCAGGCUCGGGAACCAAUGCGUCUCCUCGUCUCCAUAACACCUUGGAACUCCCGCGUGAAGAAUUUACGUCAUCUGAUGCACGUAGCGACACGGCGGGUGUGCUCUCCCCUUUGGGCCAAAACAGAAUGCGGGCUUCCCCCUCUCCUGUAAUCAAAAUACAUCGGCCCACUCGCUCCUUGGACCUAAACAGGGCCCCAUCUCGGUCUUUCCCAUCGGUAUCCAAUGACCAGUUUAGGUUCCAUUCCCUUAGGCCUCUCUCUCCGACGAGGUCUCGCCCUCAUACUCCCUCAUAUCCGUCUAGAAUUCCCCCUUCCUUCUCCCACCCCAUCGGUGACGCCCAUCAAUUACAAGGAACCUCGACCAGGUCUCUUCAGGUGCCCCACCAAUCAACCUCGCAGGCCAUAACCGCUGAGUCAAAUGCCACUUCCUGGGAGGUCGCAAAAACAAUCGCAGUGGGUGAAUCUGUUGGUUUCCAGGUUAGUAACCAAGCUGAUCAAAUCAAGCAGAUGAUCAAAACUCGAGGAGUGACGAUUAUCGAUCAAUGA
Messenger RNA from Lactuca saligna, 1767 nucleotides. NCBI's taxonomy places the organism in Eukaryota, Viridiplantae, Streptophyta, Magnoliopsida, Asterales, Asteraceae. The record is from the annotation of a GenBank genome assembly.